CCUUCAAACAUGCACGCGUCCAGCUCGGCGCGCCCACUCGAGGCUCUUCCUAGCCUCGCCGCGCUGCAGAGCUGGGUACAUCGGCCACAGGCGCGGGCGCCAUGCUUCGUGAGCGACGUGUAUGCACUGCGCGCCCUGCGAGAGGAGCAUGGCACCAUCACGCGCCCGGCCAAGGAUGUAUACCUCCUCGAACGCUUUCCAUGCAAGUUUGUGGAGCUGGUAGGCUGGGCUGCUGGCGUUGACCACAAGGACGCGUCCAUCACUAUAACAUUGGACGAUGGCGAUGGCCUGUGUGUUCUCAACGUCAUUGUCAAGCUCGCGCAUGUCGAGAUCCCGGUGGGGGGGAAAGGCAAGGGGAAGAUGGAAGAUGGCAAGACGGAGGAGGAAACGCCCGCACAGAACAAGAGCGAGACUCGGUCUACAUUUCGCUCCGCACGACAGCGAGAUUUCCGAUCACGCCCCCAACCGCCCCAGCCACCAGCCAAGGUAUAUGUCCGGCCCAACAUCCAAGUGGGUGAUAUGUUGCGUUUGUCCGGCUACGUGGAGGACUGGGCGCGCCGAACAGAGACCGUACGGCAAGUAGUCGUUGACGAGGCGUCGGGGUCUGGAUACAUCCGUGUCGUGGACCCGGACGAGCAGUACGAGCAUGUUGAGGCCGUGAAUCACAUGCGACGCGAGGUAUACUCCCGUCCUUUCGAACUCCCUGCAGCAGAGCCACCAUCUUCAGUGCGCUCAUCUCCCGCGAAGAGCAUGGCAUCGACUUGGGAUGCAACUAGCGAUCUCGACGCCGUGGAGGAUGACCUGGGACCAGAUCUUCCCAACCCUUCGAAGCUAUCGUCCAAACUCCUCAACGAGAAGACAUUCAAAUACUACCUGAUGGAUCACCUCGUUCGCGAGACGAGACGGGCGUUAAGCUCCGCGACUCGGGUCCUGCUUGCCGAUCCCUCGGCGCAGGUGAAAGAGCUCGCAGCCCUUUUCCCCGAGUAUGCGGCGUGCACUGUCCCUCCACGUCGCGGACGAGCGACCCUCUCACGGUGCGUAUCUCCGACCCCAACAACGCCAGCCUGUGAACGCAAACCGUCCCCUACUCCCCUGCCACAGCGGCUUGCAACACCCGACAUCUUCACACCCAGCCGUGCGGAGAACACCCCCUCCUAUGAGACACCUCGUCCUCGAGUCACGUUUCGUUCCAAGGCCGAACGCGAAGCUGCCAGGGUCCCGCUCGACAGCUGUAGAGGUUCCCCAGCAAGUGUGUCGGGUGAAAGAACGCCAAUGGCGCGCCCUUUGCGCCGUUCUCUCCCCCCCAAGGCUGAGCGAGAACGGUGUUUCAAGCCAGGUGCCAAUCCCUUUGUUACUCAGGCCACGCCCCGCGCCUCACCCGCCAACGUCUCCUUCCUCUCGUUGGAACCUCUCUCCUUUGAGCCGUUCACCGUGCCUGCUCUUCUGGCAGUGGAAAGGUUACGCGCUCUCGCCGCGCUUGUGGUAGACGCUAGGGCGCGGCGCGAGGAGGGCGAGCGUCGGAAACGUGUUAAGGAGGGGCGCGUAACACUCGAAGAUGAGAAGAUUGUCGCCAAUCGUCGUGCCCGUGGCCUCCGCAGCAGCGAUUACAAGCUCACCGACGAGGAGCGGCAGCGCAAGAUGGCGAGAUUGGUCACGUGGGCGAUACGCACGGCUGCGUCUGAAGGCGAAGUGGUCCAGGUCGAAGGCACGAGUCACUCGCUGCGGACAAUGGAGAGCUUCGACUCCUGUGUGUCUUUGUCUGUCUUGUCUCAAGAAGCUGGAUACGUUCCUAUUCCACCGGAACUACUCGGCCCGCUUCUUCUUCCUCUGGCCGCUGCCGCACGCGCCGAGAUCCGCCCUACAUUCCGGAGCAGAGCAGAGCGUGAGGCCAACGUUUGGCAUGAGCAACGCGUUGUCGACACCCACGUUCUCCUCACGCGAUUACGGCAGUGGGGUGAGGAUGGGCGAUGGGAGCGCGUCACGGAGAAGCCCGUGCAGGAGGCGGCCGAGUGGGCCGAGGCGUCGGGCCUUCUCCGUCUCGGGGUGUGAUGAGAACCUGGACCGCUGGCGUGCACUGCGACGCCGACAAUACACCGCCAAAGCGCCGCAGUAGGCGAGGCAUUCUGGGAGGAAUCGGAGUCGGCUAACAACGGGAGCGGCAGCAAAUUGUCGCGUGGACGGUAGAUUCCCCGUUUCGCCUGAUACCGGGCAACAAUUACCCGCCAUCCGUAUACGACAACCGCAAUUCCAAUCGCGGCAGGCGCAUUUGACGAGCAGAGGAGAAGUAUUGUAACAUGAAGUAGUACAACUGUGUCUCUAUGGGUUGACUGAAUGUUGUCCGGGGGCAUGUAUGUAAUUAAUGGAAAUGUGGGUUAUUCUA
This is a messenger RNA of Cutaneotrichosporon oleaginosum, 2380 nucleotides long. RefSeq lists its product as uncharacterized. The record is from RefSeq and is a predicted model, not a curated record. NCBI's taxonomy places the organism in Eukaryota, Fungi, Basidiomycota, Tremellomycetes, Trichosporonales, Trichosporonaceae.